Molecule: messenger RNA, 2985 nt
Organism: Pedinophyceae sp. YPF-701
Lineage: Eukaryota; Viridiplantae; Chlorophyta; Pedinophyceae
Source: the annotation of a GenBank genome assembly
AUGACCGAGGCUGUAGAUGCGACCGCCGCGCUCUCGGCGCUCCACCGGUGGCGCAUGGCCGCCGUUCGCGGCUCCCAUCGGCGACAACUGCACACGCUUUUGGAAGCCGCUGACCGCGACGACCGUGAACUCAUCGCCAUACAGAGGGAGCAACGCAACCUCCGCGGCACUGCCGCCGAGCACGGCGCGGAGGCGGCGGCCCUGCGCGCAGCCCUCGAGCGCGAGCGGUCGGAGCGCGCUGCCGCUGAGCGGGAGACAGCACGGCUGGACUCCGCGCUCGAGGAGGCGCGGCUGGCGCUGCAGCAGGCGGGCGUGCGGCUGAAGGAGGGCGAGGAGGCGCGGCGGAGCGAGCGCGCGGCGGAGCGGCUGCGGCAGGAAGCGUUGCGGCGCGAGGCGGAGGAGACGCGCGCGGCACAGAAGGGGGUCUGCGCGCGGCAGCAGGCGCUGCUGGAGCGGAUCGCGUCGGCGGACCAGCGCAUCUUGGAGCUGGACGACGAGCGGCAGGCCGCGAUCGAGGCGCUGCGGGGUCUCAGGUCGGAGCUGUCGAAGGCGGUGGCGGGGCGCAGGACCGCGGAGGAGCGCGCGAGCGCGCUGUCGGAGCGCAUGCAGGCGAGCACUGCGGAGCUCCGCGGCGUCAGCGACGUGUGCGCCGAGGCGCUGGGCAUCGGCGCAGCCCGCGGUGGCGCGUCGACGCUGUCCCUCGUUACGCGCGUGGCUUCGGAGCUCGAGCGCGCGCGGGAGCGACUCGCGAGCGGGGCCGCGAGCGGGGCCGUGCGCAUGCAGAUCGUCAUCAGCGGCGAUGCGAACGACGGCGCACAAGCAGGCGGGGCCGGCCGCGACGCCGGAGGCUCAGGCUCCCCGCGGCGACCCAGACCGGACGUCGAGCGAGGCAGCAGGCGCGAGGGCACGCGCGGCGGAGCGGCCGGCCCGCCGCAACCGGCCAGCCCGCCGCGCAGCCCGCAGGAGGCGGCACGGGACGGCAAGCUGAUCAAGGCGCUGCGGCGCCGCGUGACGGAGCUGUCGGAGGACUGCGAGCGGCUGCAGCGCCGCGUGACGGACCGCGAGGACGACCUGGCGAUCGUGCGUCGCGAGCUUGCGCAGGCGACGGCCCUCGCGCCGCCGCCCGGGGCGGGACCGGCGGCGGGGUCCGGGGCGGCGGCGGAGAUCGCGGCGCUGCGGCGGGAGCUGGCGGCGUCGCGGCGGGCCGAGGCGUCGGCGAUGCAGGCGCUGUUGAGUCCCACAGGGGGGGCGUCGACAGCGGUGGGGCCGACGGCGGCGGCAGAGGACGCGAACGCCGCGGCGAAGAAGGCGCGCGAGAUGGAGGUGCGCGCGGAGUGGCUCGAGGGCGCUGCGAGGGAGCUCCGCGAGGCCCUUGCGCGCAGCCAGGAGGCGAGGCAAGCGGCGGAGCAGGAGGCCUCGACGCUGCGCGGGCGAGAGUUGCAGCUCUCCACGGAGCUCGCGGCCGCGCAGGGCGAGAUCUCGGCCCUCAAGUCCAUCUCCGAGACGCUCCAGCAGGACCUCGCGCAGGCCCGCGGCGCCAGCGAGACGGCGGCGGCCCACGCACCCAGCGCAGCAACAACGUACGUCGCGCCCCCUGCGGCACCGCCGCAGCCGGCGUCGCCGAAGAAGGGCGCGGCGCUGCGCCGUGCGGAGAAGCUCGUGGCGGAGGCGGAGGCCCGCGCGGUGGCGAGCGCCGCCGAAGCCGACCGCGUGCGCGCUGCUGCGACCGCACUGGUCAAGCGCCUGCGCUCGCGGCUCGCAGGGGUCCGCACGGCCGCGAAGUGGCGCAUGGUCGCGACGCUCACGACGCUCCAGCGCUCGCCGCGGCGCGCCGCGCCGCCCCCGCCCCCGCCCGGCCCGCCACCGCCAGUACCCCCGCCGCCGCCGGGAGUCCCCCCUCCCCUCCACGUGCCGGUCCGACCGAGCCGGUCGCCGUCCCCCGAGGAAGCCGAGGCGCCGGUUCGCCCCCAGGAUGGCGCCGCGGGGCCGUCGGAACCGGUUUCGCGGACUGAGAAGCCCGGAGCCUCUCUGGUGGAGCGGCGGCAGGCGCAGGCGCAGGCGGUGGCAGCGCCCGUGCGGAAGGGCGGCGGGUACGUGCUUCCGCCGCGGAACCAGGCGAUCAUGAAGCGCCUGGUGCAGCUGCGCGGCGAGGACGACGGCGCAGAGGGCCGCCGGCGCAGGGCAAAGGAACGCGCACAGUAUGAGCCAGUCGACCCUGACAACCCGGUGGAGGUUGUGGCGGCGUUCAUGCAGCGCCGCACGGCGGACCAGCUGCUGAAGAUGCGGUGCCUCCUCGUGUGGGCGCACAACACCGAGGCGGCGUACGACAAGGUCGGCGGCGCCCGCCCCCGCGACGCCUUCACGCAGACGCCCGGGCGGGCCGUCAUCCUGCACCAGGACGCGCCCGUGGUCAUGGACCCGGAGCACAACCACGCCCUGCUCGCGGAGAUCCGCGGCGGGCUCGAAGACGAGGUCAGGGAGAUGGGGACUAUGCUCGAGCAAGAGACCGCUGCCGCCGCCGCUGGUGGGCCGGCGGGGGCAGCGGCGUCGGCGAUGGCGAGGGCGGCGUUCGAGGCGCCGCAGCCGCCGCUCACGGGCAAGCUGGCCAGGGGCGCGAUGUCGCCCGAGCAGGUUGCGGCCGCGUCACUGGAGGAGGCCAAGUCGUGGCGUCGGCGACUGAUGCGGGACGACGGCGCGCCGCUGCCGGUGCGGCUGAAGCGGCUCGAGAUGGUCUCGGAGCUGCUGUCCAAGGCGAUGACGAGCAUCACGGACCACUUGAAUCGCGGCAUGGCGACAGGUUCGAUGCACCAGCUGGCGUACAUGGCCACACGGGACGCUGAGAAGGCAGACAAGGAGAUGCGCGACGUGGAGGCGGCGACGGGGACAUCGGCGCUGCGUGCGGGCUUCCAGGACCGCGCGAGCCAGCGCGGGAAGCCGCCGCCGUGGGACGCGGCGCCCGGCGGCUCGCGGCGCGUGCUGCGGUGA